This is a messenger RNA of Aedes albopictus (Asian tiger mosquito), 4842 nucleotides long. Its product is annotated as tachykinin-like peptides receptor 99D. Gene Ontology annotation, cellular component: membrane. Gene Ontology annotation, molecular function: orexin receptor activity. Gene Ontology annotation, biological process: G protein-coupled receptor signaling pathway; feeding behavior. Lineage: Eukaryota; Metazoa; Arthropoda; Insecta; Diptera; Culicidae. Bases 1953 to 4370 code for a protein of 805 amino acids. The record is from RefSeq and is a predicted model, not a curated record. The transcript is spliced from 12 exons.
CUCGGUCGGUCGCCAAUUGAGAAAACCUACAUUGAACUACACGUGCGUUCUGGCCUCCAGCGUUAGUCAUUCAUUAAUUUCACGCGAGAGCAACAACAAACCUCCCCUAUCGCCGGGAAGGUGAGCAUGCGCUUUUUCCAUCCCGGAAUAACUAACCGGCAGCUGGAUACCGUGUGGUGUGUAUGCCAGUUGCCAGAACUCCAGAACUUUUGGCGCGCGAUUUGGAACGGCGAUGUCGACGACGGAUCAUCACCGCACCACGGCCGUCGUUCACUUCGCGAGAUAUCACCAGUCACCGUGAAGCGCACCAACGGGAAGGAUGCUGACUGACUGACUGCCGCGGAUUACAUCUCAGUUUCGAUUCAUCGGAGUCGUUGUUGAAUGCUAGACGGUUGAGCUUGGAUCUCCUCCGGAUUCAGUCUGCAUCUUGACGCGACGCGAAACGGACGCGAUUUCGGGAAGAUUGCUCCUUUGGGGGUCCUUUGUCCGCGGAGUGGAACCCUUGCGGCCUGUUAGUGGAAGACUAGUUUGGGUUGGAUCUUGUGCUGUUGCAGCUGUUUGUGAGACGCAACCCGUAUUUGGAGAUUGAUGGCUUAAUCCGAUACGAUUAUUGUGUGACCAUGUGGCCGGGUGUUUUUGCCGUUGUUGGGGCUAUUGUCGGGGGAUUUGCGAUGUAAAGAUAAUUGCGCGCUCGUUUCAUCGUACGCCGCCGUGUUUUGUCGUAGUCGUCGCAGUCGUCGUCGCCUGGGAUGGAUGAAGACGGGGUCACAAUCACAGAUGACCCUUAAUCUGGAGUGAUUGGGGGCGCUCUAUUGUGGAGUGAUUUAGCUUGUGCGCUUGUUGAAAGUGCCCAGAUAGUUUUGUCGCAGGGGAUUUUGCGGUAACACACAAACGGCGGCAGGGGUGUUUAUCGCGUGCCGGGUGCUCGUAGAAGGAAAGCGAGGAAGAAGUAUGUGAUUACAUGUAAAUGAUAUAACGUGCCGGCGAUACCGUUGCAGAGCUUCCUCGACGUAAUUGUAGUGCGUUUGAUGUGGUCUGUCAGGAGAUUAUCAACGAAUCGUAGCAAUUGAAGAAUUAUAGUUUUAAUUGUGAGAAACCAAAGGAGAAUUCCGGGAGCAAAAGAAGAAAUACAAUUACAACUGCAAAUACAUGUGAUUUGUGUAUAUGUAUCGAUUUAGAAGUGAUAGUGUAUUUAGCGUAGAGUAGAAAGAAAAUUAGAUAAAAAUGUUUAUGUGGAUUAGGUAAAGUUCAUAACUCAAAAAAGUAUUGAAUCAGGAUCAACUAACUUUUACAAAUCGGAAAACUGUUUCCGGAAAUUAACAACCAAUAUAGCAGCAACCAACAUGUAAGGAAGUCAACCCGAUUAUUGUACCGGAUGCAUAAUUAACAAUAAAAUCAUUUAUUAAAUCGAUCAAACAAAAUUGCAAAAAAAAAAGUGCGGUCCACCCAUAUCGCAGCAAUUUCCGAACAGGUGAAAAUUGAUACUCAACGAAUAAUUGUCACAACGAUCGUCGUCCGUCGGUUAACAGGAAAGUGAUGGUUUCGUCGAUGGAUUGGUGGUGCAAUCAACCGUGCAGAAAUCGCCGAAACGUGACGACGACGGCGAUGGUGUCAGUGAGCCGAUUGUGAAUAAUUAAAUUACAAAGUUUUUUUUUUCCGGCGAUCCUGUAAUUGGGAUUGUGGUGUUACCAGUUUGCGAAUGGAGGCGUAGCGGAAUUGAUACCGCUGAUCAAUGGAUUGAGUUUCGGGGGACCAAAAGCGAUUGAAAGCAAUGUUCUAUAAAUAGAUUAACAAAAAGUGUGAAUCUGUGAAUUGAAAAGGUGAGCUGAAUAAAAAAAGGCGGAGGACGAGUUUUCCCGUGAACUUUGCAACAAUUCGGGCUGAUGUCAUGAUCUCAGCAAACUGAUAGUUUUGGAGAUUCUCUACCCACUGCACCAUCCAGCAUCAUCACCAUGGCAAGAGCGACGCUAUCAGCACAACCAUUCUCACAAUUAUUCCUCUUCGCACUGUUCUCCAUCCUGAGUGUGGGCGACGCCCAGGAGGCUAACAGUGUUCAAUCCCCAUCUAACUAUCAUCAGAAAGUCAACUUCAACCGUCCGCCGGGUCCCUGGUGGACAUCGAGGCCACCGAACCAUUUCACCUCCGUCGACGAGAAUGGCUUCGGAUGGGCGAAUCGAACCACGCUUUAUCCUAGAACAACAAACUCGUUAAGUUCAGUAGCAGAAGCAGCGCUAGCAGCAUCCUCAGCCAUCGUCGGUUUGGCGUUGAAAAACAUAUCAUCGACCACGACCGGUUCCAGCUCAAGGGUUGAAUCCUCCGCUGGCCCUAGGCAGACGCUAGUCGUGGUGAAGCGCGAUGUAAUUAAAGUGCAAGAAUCUCCAUUAUUAUUAUCAUUAUCAUCGCCAUCGUCGUCGUCACCGUUGAAGUCGUUGUCAGCUUCGACGAUGAGCGUGAGAAUGGACCGGUCGUUAUCGGACCCCCUAGAACCGGUUGGAAGUUCCGAUGACGAGGGAAGGCCAUCGAUGGCGACGUCAAAUUUUAAUGGCGCAAUUUGUCGUGAGGGGGUCGCGGGUAUGGCAGAAGCGGAGCCUGGAGGAUGGUCCGGAAGCUGCACGAACAACAACGGUUCUAAAUCAGCCAUCAGCGAGACGAAUCAGACCGCCUUCGUUACGCCGUACUACACCAUCGUCAACCUGGACAACCACAACGACGUUCUGUGCGACGAGGAGUACGAUACCGAGGAGUACAACGAGAACUGCUUCAUCGAUCACAAUGUGACCUGCGUGGGUGACCCGCUGUACUGCAAUCUGACGUACGAGGAGUACCGGCAGCUGUUGAUGGACUACAUCUACCCGUCGACGGCCGAGUGGAUCCUGAUUGCAUCUCACUCGGUUGUGUUUAUAAUGGGGCUGGUCGGCAACGCGCUGGUCUGCAUCGCGGUCUACACCAACCACUCGAUGCGCACCGUGACCAACAUCUUCAUCGUCAACCUGGCAGUGGCGGACUUUUUCGUGAUCCUGUUCUGUCUGCCGCCGACCGUCGUCUGGGACGUGACCGAAACAUGGUUCAUGGGCAAAGCCAUGUGCAAGGUCGUCAUCUACUUUCAGACGGUUUCGGUGACGGUGUCGGUCCUGACGCUGACAUACAUCUCGAUCGAUCGGUGGUACGCGAUUUGCUUCCCCCUGCGGUACAAACCUCGGCCGGAACGUGCCUGGCGGUUCAUUGCCGUUAUCUGGUUGAUUGGCUUCCUAUCAGACCUUCCCGAGUUCCUAGUGUUGACAACGCGGCGGAAAAAACUACGCUUCGACAUCAAGCUCUUCACCCAGUGUGUGUCCACUUGGGACAACGAGAAGGAGAAAACCUUCUACAUCGUCAAGUUCGUGUUUCUUUACUCAUUACCGCUUCUGUUUAUGACGAUAGCAUACUUCCAAAUCGUACGAGUUCUGUGGCGAUCCGACACCAUCCCGGGCCACCGGGAAUCCCGGACUCAGCCCUACGGCAUUCACAGCACCCGGACGACGCUAAACUGCGUGGGCAAUACCAGUACCAUGGGUCAGCUGCGAGCCCGCCGGAAAGCGGCCAAGAUGCUGGUGGCGGUGGUCGUCAUGUUCGCCAGCUGUUACUUCCCGGUGCACAUGCUGAAUGUGGCCAGAUACACAUUCGACAUCGGCCAGAGCGAUGUGGUUGCAGUGCUGUCGCUGUUCUCCCACUGGCUUUGCUACGCCAACAGCGCCGUCAAUCCUGUGAUUUAUAAUUUUAUGAGUGGUAAAUUCCGACGGGAGUUCAAAAACGCGCUGGAAAAGUGCCACUGCCUGCGGAACCCGCGGGGCCUGGGCGGCCGGGUCGGUGGCUACGAUGACCGUUCGAUGUACCACACGGCCACCCGUAUGAACGCCAGCCCCAGCAGUCGGAGCAACUACCACCUGACCAGUGUAAGAAACAUUAGCAUUAAGCACACGCAGCAAACAUCCUUCAACAACGGCAGCCGCCAUCACCACCACGCCCGGAACAGCAUCAAUCACCCGGGCAGCUUGACCGGGGCACCGCAGAUCUCACCGGUGUCGUUCGAGGAGCGACUGGCCCUCACCAAGAACAUGGACGGCGUCGGCGGUGACCCCAGUGGAGGUGGAACCGGGGCUGGCAGUGCUGCCAGUCGCAUCGAAGCCACCAGCGGUCAUGCUGGCGCCCAGAACAACAGCCAUCAUCAUCAUCCCCAUCUUGGUAACGGAUCGGCCCCGGAUGCCUCUGCGGCGACCACCGGAACCCCCGCGACGGCGAACGGCUCUGGCUCUGGCUCCGGCUCCGGCGGUGGCGGCUCCAUGCUAAUGAUUGUGAAUAAAUCGAGCAAUUGUAAGAUUAAUGGUACUUGACGCGCAAAGCUGCACGUUUCCUGGCGAAAGAAUCGCAACUCGAGCGGCAACAACGACGACGGCGGCGAGCGACUCGGCAUGUCGAGGGGGGUAGGAAUGCAGUUAAAUUAAUGGGUUGAACCAGCAACACCGUUGCACAUUAUUGCGGGCAGCCAGCAGAGGAGUAAUUAAAAGAAACACCAUAGUAUUGCAACGAUGGGCAGUGGGUUAUGAGAGUAAUCCGCGCUGAGCAGUGCCAUGGGGGUUGGCAAAGGUGUGGGUGGUCGGCCUGCCGUGGCUUGCGUGGGUGAGAAAUGCAUCGUUUAAUGGGUUUCCGUAUCGCGCGGGUUAAGAUUGAUCGUUGGCCGAUUCAAUGGGUGUUGGAUUGAUAAAUGGAUUGGCGAUUAAGGUUGCACAUAUAUCCUCCUGAGUUUUCCAUGCAUGUCAGAUGUAAAGAAAUCAAUCCAUUGUAUUGUAUUUGAUUUUUGAAGCA